UGGUGUCUGCUUACACAUUAUCCUUGCACAGUGCUUAUCAGUAGGGGGCGCCAGCAGGCUCAUCACUGUGGGAUUACAAAGCUCUGCCACCUCUCUGACUGACGUGAUGGAGCGCCGCAGCAGCUGUGUGCCAGCCAUCUGCCUGGGAAUAUUAAUAUUUCAACAGUUUCCUUAGAAGGGAAGAAGGCGACUGAGAGCUCUGAUCAUCCACUAAAGGUUGAGGUUCAUUCUGCUACACCUGAUUAUCAUUUUUAAUUGGAUUAAGUGUCACAGUAAUAGCGUCAUCGGCUGCCGCGAAGUGAAUAAUCAUGCUCAUCAACUGGAGGAGUCAAGGCAGUGCUGGGAUUAAAAUGUGUGAAGAACAAAGUGUGCGAAAGGAAAUGCAGAAGUGCAACCCUUAAAGAGAGAGAGAGAGAGAGAAAGAGAGAGAGAGAGAGAGAGAGAGAGAGAGAGAGAGAGAGAGAGAGAGAGAGAGAGAGAAAGAGACCAUCACGCUCAAUGCCAUGGAUCACACAAGUCCAGGUGGCCAAUCGAAUCAUGGUAUCGUUGUUCUUAAUACAUGCUUUAUAAAGUUUGACUAUGAGAACACGAGACGCGUGGCUUAAAUGAGCGGUCCUCCUGAUCUGCUGAGCUGGGCACACACUCAGAUGCAGUAUGUAGUAGGUGUGCAUGUGACAUAUGAUUCAGUCCCAAGACUCCGCCAGUAUGGAAGAGCAGACAACCAUCCUGAUUCAGAUUUAUGGGAAUAGCACAGAGCAGUUAAACAAUUCACUUGAUUACAACUCAACAGAUGUAAAGGAGAACUCGGACACGUAUGAAUUUUAUGUGAUUGGCCUUUUCCUCUCCUGCCUGUACACUAUCUUACUCUUCCCCAUCGGCUUUAUCGGCAACAUCCUCAUCUUAGUGGUUAACUUGAACCACAGGGAGAAGAUGACCAUCCCUGACCUUUACUUCAUCAACCUGGCUGUGGCAGACCUCAUUUUAGUAGCCGACUCGCUCAUUGAAGUCUUCAACCUGAACGAGAAGUACUACGACUACGCAGUGCUGUGCACAUUCAUGUCCCUGUUCCUGCAGGUCAAUAUGUACAGCAGCAUCUUCUUCCUGACCUGGAUGAGCUUUGACCGGUACAUGGCGUUGGCCAGCUCUAUGAGCAGUCGGCCGCUGCGCACCAUGCAACAUGCCCGCCUCAGCUGCAGCCUCAUCUGGAUGGCUUCCAUCCUGGCCACGCUGCUGCCCUUCACCAUUGUGCAGGCACAGCACACAGGCGAGGUGCACUUCUGCUUCGCUAAUGUCUUCGAGAUCCAGUGGCUGGAGGUGACCAUCGGUUUCCUGGUGCCUUUCUCCAUCAUUGGCCUAUGUUAUUCCCUGAUCGUACGUAUCCUCAUGCGGGCUCAGAAGCACAGAGGCCUGUGGCCACGGCGACAGAAGGCCCUGCGAAUGAUUGUGGUGGUGGUGCUGGUGUUCUUCAUCUGCUGGCUGCCUGAGAAUGUCUUCAUCAGCAUCCAGCUGCUCCAGGGCACUGCGGACCCCUUGCAGCGCAGUGGCGCCACCCUGUGGCACAACUAUCCAUUGACCGGGCACAUCGUCAACCUGGCUGCCUUCUCCAACAGCUGCCUGAACCCCAUCAUCUACAGUUUCCUGGGAGAGACUUUCCAAGACAAGUUGCGUCUAUUUGUGAAGCAGAAGGCUGGCUGGUCUGUGGUGUAUCGUUUUUGCCACCACACCCUGGACCUCAACAUCCCAGUCAGGGGGGAGUCCAAGGUGUAGGACCGAACACCAUCCCAGAGCUGAAGAAAUGAGUUCUGAAACUGCUUUCUUAAAGUUCUUCUCUGAUGAGAUGUUAAGAAGAACCAAGCAGACACUCUUCAUUUUUAAAAGAGCCACUUAGGCUGACCUUAAUCUAAAACAACAGACUAACAACAGCAAGUGUGGAGACAUGGUUGACUUAAAGGUUCACAGUUCCACUUGCGUUAGCAACAGCAGAAGCACUGUAUUUGUUUUAUAUAUUACAGAGUGAAAUUGAUACUCAGUGAAUUGGAAACAAGGGGUAUUCAGGGUGAUGCUUUACAAAGAUGUAGAUAUAAUGGAUUAAAUUGCAAAGAGAUAAUGACUGACCUGUUUUUCUAAAAGUAAACUUUAUAGUUAUUAAAAAACAUACAAUGUAUCAAAGCAAUGACUUUUAUACUACAGGGCAUUUAUGCUCAGUGAGCCCAUGAUAAGGGGACAAAUAAAGAAAUACAUCAAAGGACC
Molecule: messenger RNA, 2250 nt
Organism: Electrophorus electricus (electric eel)
Lineage: Eukaryota; Metazoa; Chordata; Actinopteri; Gymnotiformes; Gymnotidae
Source: RefSeq, a predicted model, not a curated record